AUGUCCAUGAACUCCGCCUUGCGCACCAAUGGUGCCCGUGUCUCUCCCAGCAGAGGGCACCACCAAUUGUCCAGAAUAACUGGGACCGCGUGGGCGCCUGGGAAGAGCGGAAGCGGCACCACGAACAGGAGCGAGGUCAGUUGCGCUCCCGUGGGCACUCGACGAAGCAGCGCUGGCCGGCAGCGCGUCGCGGCGUUCACGUCUUCCAGGAGCCAAGCUACCAUGUGCUGGUCCACCAGCGGCUCCCAUACCCUCUUGUCGCCUUUCUCCAAGAGCGUAGCCACCCUGCGAGUGGACUCGAUGUCCCUGGGGGUCGGCUGGGACGGCGUGAGAAGGGUGGACCACUGA
Prorocentrum cordatum is the source of this 348-nucleotide messenger RNA. Lineage: Eukaryota; Dinophyceae; Prorocentrales; Prorocentraceae. The record is from the annotation of a GenBank genome assembly.